UGUGCACAAUGCCCCGCCUACAAGCCUUGCCUUUGACAGCCUCCCUGGAUACUAGAGUGCUUGACUGAACAUCCUUUUCAAGGCUAAACAUGUCUGAUCUUGCCGAUCCAGCUACAGCCAGCUCAGAGAGCAAGCUCAUCCUCUACCAUUGGACUCAUUCAUUCUCUUCUCAGAAGGUACGUUUGGUCAUAGCAGAAAAAUCCCUGAAGUGUGAAGAGCACGAUGUGAGUCUCCCCUUGAGUGAGCACAAUGAACCAUGGUUUAUGCGCCUUAACCCGUCGGGAGAAGUGCCGGUGCUUGUUCAUGGAGAAAAUAUUAUCUGCGAGGCCACUCAGAUCAUCGAUUAUUUGGAACAAACAUUUCUCGAUGAAAAAACACCCCGACUCAUGCCAGAAGAGGGCAGCAUGUAUUACCCCAGGGUUCAGCAUUACAGGGAGCUAUUAGAUUCCUUGCCAAUGGAUGCAUAUACCCACGGCUGCAUUCUCCAUCCAGAGCUGACAGUGGAUUCAAUGAUACCGGCCUAUGCAACAUCUAGAAUCCGCACACAGAUUGGUAGCACUGAAUCAGAACUCAAGAAGCUCGCCCAAGAAAAUCCUGAUCUUGAAGACGCAUAUGUAGCCAAACAGAAACGUCUCAAAACAAAAUUGCAGGACCAUGAUAAUAUAAAAUUCCUGAAGAAAAUCCUUGAGGAACUCGAGAAAGUCCUGGAUCAGGUUGAAACUGAAUUGCAAAGAAGAAAUGAAGAAACACCAGAAGAAGGCAGUGAGUCUUGGCUCUGUGGACAGUUUUUUAGCCUGGCAGAUGUCUCGUUAGCUGUGACUUUACAUCGGCUGAGGUUCCUGGGAUUUGCAAGAAGAAACUGGGGCAAUGGCAAACGCCCUAACUUAGAGGCAUAUUAUGAACGUAUCCUGCAAAGAAAGACAUUUAACCGAGUAUUAGGGAAUGUCAACAACAUACUGAUUUCAGCAGUCCUGCCAACUGCCUUCCGUGUCGCCAAAAAACGUGCCCCUACUAUUCUCGGUUCCACUGUGAUGGUGGGAUUACUAGCAGGUGCAGGAUACUUUUUCUUUCUCUGUGUUAGAAAAAGAUUAUUCAGUGUGUUCCUAUCUAUAAAAUCAAAAUAUUUUUUCUAGAUAACUUUUAUUAGUUUUGGUACGCAUUAAUAUAAACGGGCCAAAUAUAAUUUCUGAAUCAGCAGCCCUGCACAAAAGAAACAUAUCCAUUCCCAAAUGAAAGAUACCAUUAAAAAUUCUACAGAAGCACAAUUAUAUAUGUGCUGAGUGUGAUACAUUCUUCCAUACAGGCAUUAAAGUAGAAGGAAAACCUGAAAAAAAGAAUAUGGCUAGAAAUGCUAAAUUAUAUAUACUGGACGUACUGUACCAGCAUGCAGGUUCAGCAGCCCUGGAUUCUAAGCUUCCAUGUAUUGUGAAUCUGAAUGAAUUAAUCUACCUUAUACAAUAAAUAGAAUAUUGUGUA
Messenger RNA from Xenopus laevis (African clawed frog), 1476 nucleotides. It is a transcript of the gene gdap1.L, whose product is annotated as ganglioside induced differentiation associated protein 1 L homeolog. Gene Ontology annotation, biological process: mitochondrial fusion; mitochondrial fission. The record is from RefSeq and is a predicted model, not a curated record. Bases 90 to 1133 code for a protein of 347 amino acids. Gene Ontology annotation, cellular component: mitochondrial outer membrane; cytoplasm. NCBI's taxonomy places the organism in Eukaryota, Metazoa, Chordata, Amphibia, Anura, Pipidae. The transcript is spliced from 6 exons.